Onthophagus taurus is the source of this 1636-nucleotide messenger RNA. It is a transcript of the gene Nagk, whose product is annotated as N-acetylglucosamine kinase. Gene Ontology annotation, molecular function: N-acetylglucosamine kinase activity. NCBI's taxonomy places the organism in Eukaryota, Metazoa, Arthropoda, Insecta, Coleoptera, Scarabaeidae. The record is from RefSeq and is a predicted model, not a curated record.
AAACAAAUGCACGCCGAUUUCAGCAUCAGUUGCCCGAUCUCGUCGAUAGACGUCAGUGCGUUCGCAUUCAAUACACGUAAGUUUCAGCAAACGUAGGAUUGAAAGAUGAAUCAAAUUUUGGGAGGUUUAGAAGGAGGGGCAACGGUCUCAACCUUGGUCCUUUUGGAUGCCGAUGGAAAGGUCAUGACAAAAACAACCGGACCAGGAACAAAUCACUUCCUGCUCGGAAUGGAAGAGUGCAGACAAAGAAUAGCGAACAUGGUUAACACGGUUAAAAAGGAUAUAGGAAUGAGGCAGGACCAACCAUUGAGUGCGCUAGGUUUAAGUUUAAGCGGAUGCGAACAGGAAGAAACAAAUCAGGAAUUGGUUAGAGGAUUACUGGAGAAUUAUCCGAAUUUAAGUGAAAGAUAUGCCAUUGGAAGUGAUACGGAAGGUUCUGUGGCGGCCACCUCAAAUCAUGGAGGCGUUUGUUCUAUUGCUGGCACUGGAUCUAACACGCUACUUAUUAAUCCUGAUGGAUCUAGAGUUCAAUGUGGUGGUUGGGGAUAUUUACUUGGAGAUGAAGGAGGAGCUUAUAAAAUAGCUCAUUCAGCUAUAAAAUCAUGUUUUGAUGAUUUGGAUCGUUUCUCACCAGCUCCUCACUCAAUAGAUAAAGUUUGGGCGUUAAUAAAAGAUCACUUUCAAAUAAAAGUAAAAGAAGAUCUUUUGGAACAUUAUUACACAAAAUUUGAUAAAGCUUUCAUAGCGAGUUUAUGUAAAAAGCUUUCUACGUUGGCCUCGGAAGGUGAUGAUGCAAUGGCGAAAUAUUUAUUUGAAAAUGCUGGAAGGCAGAUUGCCCAAUCUUUAGGGGCGGUUAUACCAAAAGCAGCUGCAGAAUUGAUUGAUAAACCGGGUGGUUUACACGUUUUAUGUGUGGGUUCGGUUUGGUUAAGUUGGCCGUUACUUAAACCUGGUUUUGAUAAAUACAUGGUAGAACACACGGAAAUUUCAACGAUUACUUUGACGAGAUUAACCACUACUUUAGCCGUUGGAGCAGCGUACAUGGCAGCAGAUAAAUUAAAUAUAAACAUACCGAGGUUUUACGAUGAGAAUUUUAGGAUAUUGGAUGUGUUUAGAAGGGAAACUUUUAGCAACAAUUUUAGUGGAAAUAAUAUUUGUGUAAAAAUAUGAUACUUUUUCCAGUUCCUCCAAAAAAAAAUUAGUUUAUAAGAUUAAUAUAAAGAAAAGAUUACACUUUAUAUUUGUACUAAAAUGAAAAAUUAGAUUUUUACUUAUUUACGUUUUAAUUUGAUUGAAAAGUAGAUGGAUUUGCGGAAAAGAGACGUUUAUAUGUAUAAGUAUUGUAAAAAUAUAAAUUAUAAAUUGUAAUGAUGGAAAAAAAGACGAAAAUAUUAUCACAAUAAAACAAUAUAAUGGUCUUUUAUUAUUAAUUUUUUUUUGAAAAUACAUCGAGUUCCUAACUAACAUUCAAAUUGCUUAAUCAAAAAGGUUUCUAUGUCCAAGACAUGCGUUUUUUUCCAUAGAAUAAUCGACUACCGUGUUUAUUUAAUCGCUGGGGCGGUAUCCAACACAUUUUUCUGUCCGAAUCUUUAACUGAUCCUUGUAUACACGAAUAUUAUAGGAUUAAACACCUAAA